UGGUGCGUGUGUAUGUGUGUGUGUGUGGUGUGUUCCGUGUCGCCUCGCGGUGGGGUGUAGUGGAUUCAGCUUCACAACAAUUUAUCCUCUGGCUUCACUCGCCGUUUUGUAUUGUGUUCCGAUGUUGUGUUCAUAUUUCAUUGUUCAGUACUGAUACUGAGAUUGCAACGUUUUUUUAAAUUUUAUAAAUCAACAGGCUUUUAUUAUAAUUAUUCCAAGGAGUACAUUAAAUUCACGGACGGAUUUAUUUAUUGUGAAUUGUGAUUGGCGGUUCAGAAUAUUAGCAUUAUGCUAACUCUUCAGGUCGCGUUGAUGGGAUAGAAACACUGACCUAUGACCUCUGUCUGCUCUGGCCCACACGUGAGGAUUUUGCUUUAUUACGCCUGCCUAAUCAACUCUUUAUGAGAGGAAAGACUGUCUGUUAUAACAAAAAUAAGAAUCCAAGACGUCACGACCGGAUAUUACCUGAAAGUUUGACCUCAACUUUUAUGAUGACCAGCCGCUGCACAAGUCUGUUGUACUACUCUGACCAACACCCAAAAGUUACAACCCCCAGCGCUCCUCGCUCUUGGCCGUGCGCGUGAAUUAAGCACGUGCAUUGUCCAGGCCCGUGAGUACGGGCGGCAGGUGGGGGAGGAGAGAGUGAGGGAGAGGAGGGGUACUGAGGAGGGGAAAGGAUGUCUCGUCGGAAGCAGUCGAACCCGAAGCCUAUCAAACAUGACGAGGAAGAAGAUAUGGACUCUGGAGGGCGGUCACGUGAUCCCGACGUUGCCAUGAUGACAGUAGGAGACCAAGAGGACAGCAAUGUCGUGACGAAUGGAAGCGCCUUUCAUUCCCUUUCAAAACCGAACAUGACACCAGGUAACGAAGAUCCUACAGAGGAAAUUGCCCACAGCAACAAGGUUUACGUGAAGGUAGAAUGCGCUGAGGAAGGAGAUGAGAGGAGUUUUGGUCACUGGCAGGAUGAGAGAGCAAUUUUAUCUAACAACGUAGAGGAAACUGCUGAUUCUGUGAACGGUGAGGAUAGGAAUGACAACUCCCCGUCGGACCCCACCAUGUCAGCAUUUGAUGACCCUGCUUCUGAUAAAGCAGAUCGAGAAGAAAGGGAAACUUCACAACGUCAUAUAGAGGAAGAGACCAACGGGAUUGAUGGCACUGAAAUUGAAGUCAAAACCGAGCCUAACGCCAGUCCGUCUUCGCCCUUAGCUCACCACAGUAACAACAAACUGCCAGACAUCAAUGCCUCCUCUUCGUCUUCCUCGCCCUCAUCGUCGAAUUACACCCCGAAACACAAAAGAGGACAGCGAUCUCGAUCUCGAUCCAGAUCUAAGUCUGGCGGUGCUGCCAACUCCCCGGAGAGCCGCCCACCAACGACCAGUCGUCAGUCACGAGAGAAGGCGGAGCAAGCGCUUGUCAAUCAACUGCAGCUCCCUAGUGACGUUCUGUACUUGAAGCAGCAAGAGAUGAUCGUCCACGGGAACCGCAGCAUCGGCUGGGUCGUCUGCUGCGCCAUUCCACUUCCGCAAGGCUCGUCCUUGGGACCGUUUCAAGGUCAGCUCGUGUCGUCCGAAGCCGUCAAAGUUGGAGAUCUUAUAGUUCAAUUCACGAACAAGAAAGGACAUCAGGCAUUGAUGAACGUUGCCGGGCAGUCUGGAGGGUGGCUCGCUCUGCUGCGUUCAACUGUGUCCCCGUCAGAACGCAACACACACGUAUAUUGGGAAGGUGGGCGAAUCUGGUGCGAAAUCAUCGCUGACAUUGACAUUGGAACAGAACUACGGGCUUCCUUCUCUUUUCAAAACGAUGAUGAUGUCGACGACGAAGAUGAGAGUAACGAGACAAUGGAAGACGUGGAAAGCGCAGCAAACGACGUAAAGGAGAACGGCGAACCCUCUUCCGGGGAGGAGGGAAGAAAUGUGUCUGGGACCCAACAGCAGCAGCAUCAGCAACAGCAUCAACAGCAGCAGCAGCAGCAGCAGCAGCAGCAUCAGCAACAGCAACAUCAAGCUACCCCAGGCCAUGGUAUGGGCAAGUUGACUGCAUGAGUGUUUACUGUUUGAUUGGCGUGAUUGAUUAUCAGUUACUUGCACUUUUUCCCCUGGCGAUAAAAGUAUGCGAUAGAACCAGACAUAAAAGGGGAUAAUACUCGAUAAGAAAAAUUAGUUGAGGUAGAAGAAAGGAGGAGGAGGAGAAGAAGAAGGAGAAGGAGAAGGAGAAGGAGA
Molecule: messenger RNA, 2219 nt
Organism: Aplysia californica (California sea hare)
Lineage: Eukaryota; Metazoa; Mollusca; Gastropoda; Aplysiida; Aplysiidae
Product: regulatory protein zeste
Exons: 5
Coding region: 678-2042 (454 amino acids)
Source: RefSeq, a predicted model, not a curated record